This is a messenger RNA of Monascus purpureus, 2818 nucleotides long. NCBI's taxonomy places the organism in Eukaryota, Fungi, Ascomycota, Eurotiomycetes, Eurotiales, Aspergillaceae. The record is from the annotation of a GenBank genome assembly.
CUUUAUCCCACACUGUACACCGCUGCCAAAACCCUGCUACGCUACUUGUCGACGAAGUCCUCUCGUCGAUUCAUGUCUUUCUAGAACCUUUUUCUACCCAUUCAUUUAUUCUGUGCUGGAAAACUAGUACAGUCGCGCUUAUGCGUUUGGCACCUUCUGUCUUCACCUCUCAGGACUACAUCUCGGAUCACCUCUGGAAAGCUUCUGGAAACUAUUAACAUCCUUGAGCCCACUGUACAAAACAUACUCUUUUUUUUCAAUCAUUAUGUUUACGGCUCGACUAUUCAAGGCGGUCCCCGCCAGGGCCUCCGCCUCUACCCCUACUCCUGCCUUCACGAAGGCUCCCUUCCGGCCUAGGUUUAUGGCUACUGUCCGUAACCGUCUCCCCCGGGAGCGUGCUACCUUUACCAUCCGUGAUGGUCCUAUCUUCCACGGAAAGUCCUUCGGGGCAAAGACGAACGUGUCUGGUGAAGCUGUCUUCACCACUUCCUUGGUUGGAUAUCCAGAAUCUCUGUCGGAUCCUUCCUACCGUGGCCAGAUCCUGGUCUUUACUCAGCCCCUGAUCGGAAACUAUGGUGUGCCGUCUGCUGAGCGGGACCAGCACGGUCUCCUCAAGUACUUCGAGUCUCCCAACCUCCAGGCUGCGGGUGUUGUUGUCGCCGAUGUGGCCGAGCAGUACAGCCACUGGACGGCCGUCGAGAGUCUGGGUGAAUGGUGUGCUCGUGAGGGUGUUCCUGCUAUCUCCGGAGUCGACACUCGUGCCAUUGUCACCUAUCUGCGUGAGCAGGGUUCGUCUCUCGCCCGUCUCACUGUCGGUGAGGAGUACGACGCCGAUGAGGAUGAGGCUUACGUUGACCCUGAGCAAAUCCACCUUGUUCGUCAGGUCAGUACGAAGGCGCCCUUCCAUGUCAGCGCUGGUGACCCACAAGUCCAUGUUGCCGUCUUGGACUGUGGAGUUAAGGAGAACAUCCUUCGCAGCUUGGUCGGCCGUGGAGCGAGCAUCACUGUGUUCCCCUUUGACUAUCCCAUCCACAAGGUGGCCCACCACUUUGAUGGUGUCUUCAUCUCCAACGGCCCUGGAGACCCAACCCACUGCCAGGAUACUGUGUAUCAUCUCCGAAAGUUGAUGGAGGUCUCGCAGAUUCCUAUCUUUGGUAUUUGCUUGGGUCACCAGCUUCUGGCUCUGGCCAGCGGUGCUCGUACGAUCAAGCUCAAGUACGGUAACCGGGCUCAUAAUAUCCCUGCCUUGGACUUGACUACUGGCCGCUGCCACAUUACCAGUCAGAAUCACGGCUAUGCUGUGGACUCCUCUACGCUGUCUCCUGACUGGAAGCCAUACUUCGUGAACUUGAAUGAUUCCAGCAAUGAGGGUAUCAUCCACAAGACUCGACCGAUCUUCGGCACGCAAUUCCACCCCGAAGCCAAAGGAGGUCCUCUUGAUUCUUCCUACCUCUUCGACAUCUACCUAGACAGCGUUCGCAAGUACAAGAACAGCCAGACAGCCUUCUUCCCCGAGCGUGACAGCCGACCUAGUCCGCUACUGGUUGAUUUGCUUGCUAAGGAGCGUGUGGGUGUCCACCCCACCACGGGGAUGCAACAUGUUGCUGCCGCUGGCUCUGCAUAGAUGUAUUGUCUCUUCAAUUGGUCUGGAUUGGUUUUCGUUCCGUGUUUUCAAGUUUGUAAUUUCAGCGAUUAUUGAUGGAUAUAAUGAUGCAUUUUUUCUAAGGUAAAUAUCAUGGAAAGUUUUGAAGAUAUUAUCUCAUCUACUAGUCUUUUUGAAAGAGCAGUCAGGUUGGGCAUCAUUCAUAGCAUAGCUACAAAUGUCAUAAGUCAUGACUGCAAGCAGAAUUCCAAACAGAAGACAAAGAAAGUCGCGUCAUCCAUCAUUAUAUAGAGUACAUUCAUACAGCAUACAGUGCUAGCAUCGAAUAUCCAACUCUUCAGCAAAGUGUGUACGCAUGCUCACGGCAACACCACGCAAGAAACCCAUUGGCACAGCAGCAAGUUGCAACAACCACCAGUUACUUAUAACCAGCAGCAACAACAACAGGCGCAGCCACAACCUCCAACUUAGGCGACGCAGGCGGCGACAGGUUCGCAAAGCGAUCAACAGAAACAUAGUUAUACUGAAUCUGAUUCUUCUCAAGACCGUUCAGCUUGGGUUUACUCGUUCCCUUCAACAACUGAUCCAAGCCCUGACUGCCACUUUGGUCCCGAUAAUAAUCCUCCCAACCCCCCGAAGAAGCCUUCUCAACAAUAUCACUCUGCUGACUCUUCAAGGCCUCAAGAACAUUCCUCCCCUCAGCCGUAUUCGUACUCGAACUCGAAUUGAGUGCAUCGAUAACCCUCUUCCCCAACUGCGCGGAGAUAAAGUUGAUAUCGCGUAGGCGUUGCUGACGGACUUGCUCGGCGCGGGCGGCGGUGCGUUUCUCCAGCACGGCUUUGUAGAGGACGAGUUUGUCGCGGGUCCAGGUGCCCAGGAGAAUUGUUAGGAUUAGGUAGGAGAUUUUUUGGCCGAGGAUGAGGGAGAUGAGGGUUAAGGUGAGGGUUUGGAGGAGGGGGGUUGAAGGGUGGUCUUUGGUUCCGUGGGGCAUGGUGGUUGUUGGAUGCACACAAGAAAAUUGAAAUAAAUAAGACAAAGGAAAUAAGUAUGGAGAAUUGAAUGAACUGUACAAUAUCUCACAAAGUGCACGCAGUAUGUACAGUGGAUUCCAAUCCCAGCAAAAGAAACAAGAACAGAGAAGAAGUGAAAAGGAGAAAGAAUCGUAUUGCACGACUAUCUAGACUUGACCGUUGCGUUGGGCAUCAUGCCACCACU